UCCACAAACCGGAAAGCCUGUCUCCGAUAUUCACCAAACCUUGCUUGCGCUGCAAUUAGAGUCUAAACAAAGCCUCGGAGAGAAAGAGAGAGAGAGAGGGAGGGGGGAGAGGAACCGUCUCUUUAAGGUCAAAGGAGCCUUCCACCACCGAACCCUGGCCGCGUGCGUCAGAUUCCGGCGACUCACUCAGCGCUCUCUACGAUCGCCACUGACCGGCGAUGUUCGCCGCCUGCGGGGGAGCACCUCCCGGUGUUGUGGGUAAUCGAACAGCGACCGCAGCGACUUCUUAUACAAGCGUAAUAGAAUGAAGAACCACAAGACCAAGACCAAUGGCUUUAUCCCCAACUCUUUCAAGUUCAUUUCUUCCUGUAUCAAGACCGUCUCCACCAACGUCCGCUCCGCCAGCGCCUCCGUCGCCGGCUCCAUCUCCGGCGACUCGGAGCAUCGCAAAGACCAGGUACUAUGGGCUUGCUUUGACAGGCUAGAGCUUGGUCCAUCUUCCUUCAAGCAUGUUCUCUUGCUUGGUUAUUCCAAUGGAUUUCAAGUACUUGAUGUUGAAGAUGCCUCUAAUGUCAGUGAACUGGUUUCAAGGCGUGAUGAUCCAGUGACAUUCUUACAGAUUCAGCCGACCCCAGCAAAGUCUGAAGGUUGUGAAGGAUUUAGAGCAUCACAUCCUUUGCUCUUGGUUGUUGCAGUUGAUGACACAAAUGACUCAGGUCAAAUGCAUGGUGGGAGAGAUGGGUUGGUUAGAGAUGGUUACAUUGAGCCUAAAACAGGAAACUUUCUCAACUCUCCUACAGCUGUUAGGUUUUACUCGCUAAGGUCCCAUAGUUAUGUUCAUGUUCUGAGAUUUCGGUCAACUGUAUAUAUGGUUAGAUGCAGUCCUCAAGUAGUAGCUGUGGGUCUUGCAGCACAAAUCUAUUGCUUUGAUGCUCUCACACUUGAGAACAAAUUUAGUGUCCUUACAUAUCCUGUACCGCAGUUGGGAGGCCAAGGAAGUGCUGGAGUUAACAUUGGCUAUGGUCCAAUGGCUGUGGGUUCCAGGUGGUUAGCUUAUGCUUCCAACAACCCACUGUUCUCAAACACAGGCCGCUUAAGUCCACAAAGUCUUACUCCUUCUCCAGGUGUCAGUCCAUCAACUUCACCUAGCAGUGGAAAUUUGGUGGCCCGUUAUGCCAUGGAAUCUAGUAAGCAGUUGGCGGCAGGGUUAAUCAAUCUGGGUGAUAUGGGCUACAAAACUUUGUCUAAAUACUAUCAAGAUCUUCUUCCUGAUGGUUCUAAUUCUCCUGUAUCAUCAAAUUCAAGUUGGAAGGUUGGUCGGGUCACAGCACAUUCAACCGAAACAGAAACUGCUGGGAUGGUUGUCAUCAAAGAUCUUGUUUCCAGAGCUGUUAUAUCGCAAUUUAGGGCACAUACUAGUCCUAUUUCUGGUUUGUGUUUUGAUCCAAGUGGGACACUUCUGGUUACUGCCUCAAUACAUGGGAACAACAUAAAUAUCUUCCGGAUCAUGCCAUCCUGCUCCAAAAAUGGAUCGGGCACUUUAAUCUAUGAUUGGAGCUCUUCUCAUGUGCACCUGUACAAGCUCCAUAGAGGGAUGACACCAGCUGUGAUACAAGACAUUUGCUUUAGUAAUUAUAGUCAGUGGGUAGCUAUUGUUUCAUCCAGGGGGACGUGCCAUAUUUUUGUUCUGUCUCCUUUUGGUGGCGAGGCUGGCCUUCAGAUACAAAGUUCUCAUGUUGAUGGUCCUAAGCUCUUACCAGCUUUAUCCCUACCAUGGUGGCAUACUCCAUCUUUCUUGAUAAAUCAGCAAUCUUUUGCUCCACCUCCACCAGCACCAAUUACCCUUUCUGUGGUGAGCAGAAUAAAAAAUAUUUCUGGGUGGCUCCACACAGUCAGCAAUGCUGCAUCUUCUGCAGCAGGAAAGGUUUAUGUUCCAUCUGGUGCUGUUACUGCUGUCUUCCACUGUUCUGUGCCUUCCGAUUUGCAACCUGCACAGUUAAAGAGCAAUGUGUUGGAGCACCUCUUGGUUUAUACACCUUCUGGUCAUGUGAUUCAACAUAAACUUUUGCCAUCAAUGUGGGGAGAGCCAGGCGAAACUGCUUCAAGAACUGGUCCUGCUCCUUUGCCACAGAUGCAGGAUGAGGAGUUACACGUGAAAGUUGAACCUGUUCAAUGGUGGGAUGUUUGCCGAGGAACAGAUUGGCCAGAAAAAGAGGAAUGUAUUGCUGGGAUUACUCUUGGCAGACAGGCUGCAGAGAUAGACAUGGAUACUUCUGAUUGUGAGGAUAAUGAUGGUGGGGAUAAAGAUUUUGUAAAGCCCCAUGAGCGACAUCACAUUUAUCUCUCCAAUGCAGAAGUGCAGAUCAGCUCUGGGAGGAUACCGAUUUGGCAAAAAUCUAAGAUCCACUUUUAUACAAUGAGUCCUCAUGGGGCUAAUGAGCUGAACUUCACUGAAGAUCAUAAUGGUGGAGAAAUUGAAAUUGAGAAAGUUCCUGUCCAUGAGGUUGAAAUACGGCGGAAAGAUUUAUUGCCUGUUUUUGACCAUUUUCGAAGGAUCCAUUCCAAUUGGAUUGAAAGGGGCUUUGUUGGAGCAACAUAUCCAUCAUGUGAACAAGAAAGUGCUAAAGAUAAAUCCUCCAAAGAUGCUGUUAUUUCGGACUCCAAGUUGGAGCCAUCUGGCUCAGUUGAAAACUCAGACUCUACAGGUUCAUCAAAAACAACUGAAGAUUUGCUUGAUUUAGGUCAGAUGAAUUCUCAUCCUUCCAUUGUUCAUAUUGUAAAUGAGAAUGAUGGGGAAAAAAGGGGGAGUGUUAUUUUAGCAGCUCCUUUGCUGAACCAAAGCUCCCCAAGUAGAAAUAUUGUUUCAGUCUCUCCUGAACGGUCUAUAAUUGGUGUGUCUCCAGUUGAGGAUAGUUGUUCUGCUAAUAGCCAAUGCAUUUUGAAGAGUGGUUCUCUUUCUUCCACAAGAACUAUUGCAAAAGAAAGUCAGCCUUCGAACAGUGCUGGAGCCAGUGAUGUUUCAAACACAAGUUCCAGUCGUUCUGAUUUGACUAUGAACAUUCUUGAGGAGGGGCCAGUGCAUGAUGCACUAGAUUUUGAGCCGUUCUUUCAAGAGGGCUAUUAUAAAGCAUCACCUCUUAAUGGAAGCCAUGAAUUGACAGAAGUUGCCACAGAUGUGGACAGCAGUAGCAGUCCUUGUGAUAGGGGAAAAUCUGAGGAAGAUGGAGAUAAUGAUGAUGUACUUGGGGGUGUGUUUGCCUUCUGUGAAGAAGGUUGAUGUAUUCCUUCAUGUCUGAAUGGUGCUGAACUCAUGACCUCGCAUUUUCCAGUAUGCUGUAGAUAUUGUAGGUCAGUGAUCAGCCAAAUAAUGAGCGCAGAUCCUAAUUGUGAAAAUGCAGGCAGUUUACGUUUCAAGCUUUCAAUGAUUGAAAUACUGCUGACUGAUACAAGAUGUGACGAAUGUUUGUUCAUCCUAGUGUUCUGGAGCAAAUGCUUGAAUUCUUCCUCUCUAAUUCUCAUGUACAUGUUGUAGAUUAAAACACAAAAUACAAAUGAUUUGUGUGGACGGUUUGUUCUUUUAAUGCUGUGUAACAUUAUUUAUUCUUCAUAUGAAAAGAGAAAAAAAAAUAAAGGGGAAAAUGAAAAAAAGAGCUCAGUUCAUUGUACAAA
This is a messenger RNA of Malania oleifera, 3669 nucleotides long. RefSeq names its product autophagy-related protein 18h. Gene Ontology annotation, biological process: autophagy; response to starvation. Gene Ontology annotation, cellular component: cytoplasm. The record is from RefSeq and is a predicted model, not a curated record. The transcript is spliced from 9 exons. Gene Ontology annotation, molecular function: protein binding. The coding region runs from base 305 to 3277 and encodes 990 amino acids. NCBI's taxonomy places the organism in Eukaryota, Viridiplantae, Streptophyta, Magnoliopsida, Santalales, Ximeniaceae.